Durio zibethinus is the source of this 1765-nucleotide messenger RNA. RefSeq names its product cyclin-dependent kinase B2;2 (gene CDKB2;2). Gene Ontology annotation, cellular component: cyclin-dependent protein kinase holoenzyme complex; cytoplasm; nucleus. NCBI's taxonomy places the organism in Eukaryota, Viridiplantae, Streptophyta, Magnoliopsida, Malvales, Malvaceae. Gene Ontology annotation, molecular function: ATP binding; cyclin-dependent protein serine/threonine kinase activity; cyclin binding. Gene Ontology annotation, biological process: signal transduction; G1/S transition of mitotic cell cycle; regulation of G2/M transition of mitotic cell cycle. The record is from RefSeq and is a predicted model, not a curated record.
GUUAUAUUAAUAUAACUGAGUCAGUGAUGAGAUAAUACAAGAAAAGAUAUCUCAAAAAGAGAGAAGUAGAGAGAAACGUUGAAUUUUGAGAAAACCAUCAUCAAUCAAAGAAGAAAUGGAGAAGCAAGGGCAAGUGUCAGCAAUGGAGGCAUUCGAGAAGUUGGAGAAGGUGGGAGAGGGAACGUACGGAAAGGUGUAUAGAGCAAGAGAGAGAGCGACUGGGAGAAUCGUGGCCCUAAAGAAGACUCGUCUCCACGAGGACGAUGAAGGCGUUCCUCCCACCACUCUCCGUGAGGUCUCCAUCUUGCGCAUGCUCUCUCGGGAUCCCCAUAUUGUCAGAUUGAUGGAUGUGAAACAAGGGCAAAACAAGCAAGGAAAGACGGUUCUCUACUUGGUCUUUGAGUACAUGGACACUGAUCUCAAGAAAUUCAUCCGCUCUUUUCGCCAAUCUGGAGACCACAUUCCUGUUAACACUGUCAAGAGCUUGAUGUACCAACUAUGCAAAGGUGUUGCUUUCUGCCACGGCCAUGGAGUUUUACACAGGGACCUUAAGCCUCACAAUCUCCUCAUGGAUAGAAAGACCAUGACGCUUAAAAUAGCUGAUCUUGGCCUCGCUCGUGCUUUUACUCUUCCCAUUAAGAAGUACACUCACGAGAUAUUGACACUCUGGUAUAGAGCACCUGAAGUCCUUUUGGGGGCUACUCAUUACUCAACUGCUGUGGAUAUGUGGUCUGUGGCCUGCAUAUUUGCCGAGCUGGUCACCAAACAAGCCCUAUUCCCUGGAGAUUCUGAACUGCAGCAGCUUCUUCAUAUUUUCAGGUUGUUGGGUACUCCAAAUGAGCAAGUGUGGCCAGGAGUCAGCUCACUACCAAACUGGCAUGAGUACCCCCAGUGGAGCCCUCAGAGUCUGUCAUCAGUUGUUCCUGAUCUGGAUAGCGAUGGGCUGCAUCUCUUAUCGCAAAUGUUGCAAUAUGAUCCCUCAAAGCGUAUUUCAGCCAAAAAAGCUAUGGAACAUCCUUACUUUGCCGAUCUCAACAAGGCUUAUCUUUGAACUGCACAGGGGGACAGGGAGAUGCGUUGUAGAAACCUAUCUGCUUCUCUCAAGCAUCAUAGUAGUAGUGUCUUCUGUGAGCUUUUGUGAUUUGUUGCUUGCCGAUAUCAACAAGGCUUAUCUUUGAACUGCACCGGGGGACAGGGAGAUGCGUUGUAGAAACCUAUCUGCUUCUCUCAAGCAUCAUAGUACUAGUGUCUUCUGUGAACUUUUGUGAUUUGUUGCUUGCUGAAAUAUGUAGGAACCUUAUCGGUUAUCCCUCAAAUUCUUUGUUUGCUGAAAUUUACUUUUGAAGGUCUCAUUCUCGUUCUCUGUUAACAGUAGGCAUCCAUAGCGUUAACAUUUUGAGGCCCAAGACGGUUACAAAUUGAUGUGAAUAAGAAUCAAUUGUAGUUUUUCUUUGAAAAAAAGAAAAAAAACGAAACAUCAGUUUUUUAUACAUGUAUUCAUUGCUUAAAUGCUAACAAUUACAAAUCAGUUCUUGACAAAUCACCACACCUAUAUAGUCCACCAACAGCUUCUGUUAGCCCCAUAAAAAAUUGACCUUGUCCAUGUCAGAUGGUGGCGCUUUCCACUUUCCUUGCUCCCUGGGUCGUGUUUCUUUAGACUGUUGACCUCCCCGGAAUUCCUCCAAAUAACUGAUAGCAAACCUGCUGUUGUAUUAGCAUUCCUCCAUUCAUUGUUUUUAACUUCCUACUAUGCCAGAUAGCCCAC